UGUGAUCCUUCAAACUGAAAAAGAGUACUUAGCCAGAGGACAACUCAACUUACUCUUUUAAAUUUAAGAAAGAACAUCUAUGAAUAUUGCCAUGUUUUUUCUCAUUUAAUUUUUCACCGUUUUAUCUAUGACAAGGAUUUAAAAUAAGGACAUUAUUAUUGUAAACACAGUAAGUACACCUGUCAUGUGUUUUGUCAUUCAAUUACCCUUGUAUUAAUAAUGAACAACACAAUUUAUACAUUGGGUCUAUUUUAACUAUGUACCAUCCCUGAACAGACAUUCAUACUAAAUUUGGUGCAUUUGCAAGAAAGUCAUUUUUUGUAACAAGAGUGUCAGCAUAAUCAAAUUGUGUUAAAUUAAAAUCACAGAUAAUUAAAUAAUGUUAAAAAUGAACAUCAACACAAUCAUUAAAUACGUUUUGAAAAGCAUGCAAUUGCCAAGUCUGACCAUAAAACAGUUGAAAUAAUCAAAUUUAAGCACUCUAGGCUUAGGUUCAUAGAUAUAGAUAUUCAAGAUAUUCCCAGUGCAAGCACUGUUGACAAACAAGUUCAUAUAGUGAUUGGAGAAUGUUAUGAGGAAACAAAUACUUAUCCAACCGAUUACUGGCAGUUGAGGCGUUACCCUUCAUUUGUGUUCAGAGUUUAUUACAAAAUGUCAUCUUUAAUUCUCAACCAUUGGACUGUUUAGAAACUAUGGCCAAAAUAAAUAAAUGGAUGUAAUGUUGAGUAUUAGAGCGUAGUUGUUGCCCCUCCUACAGUUUAAAGACCAGACAUUUGGCACCUCUAACUUCAAUGUUAAAAGAUGGCAGAAAACAGUUGAUUCUUGAGGAACAUACAUAUUAACAAUAUAUCAAUAACGUGUAUCAACACGUCAUGUAAACUAAGCAGUUUAUCCAUCAGAACACUUUAAACUAUAAAAAUCUGAUAAUAGAUACACUGAGACUAGCAACUAAAAGCUGGUUCAUACUCUGUUAGCCUACUCGAUGUGCUGGAGUAUAAACCAGCCUUUUUCAGAUUGAUUACCAGGCUACUGAAAUCACAAACAAUGAGGGUGAAUUCAGUGACCAUCAACAUCCUUGUUCCCCUCAAGCUAGUCAAACAGGUAUGAUAACUUGUUCUCUUCAUCAUUUUUAUCAUCAAACAUGUUACAGACAGAUAAGACAGUUAUGUCUUAAUGUGUUAUGUGUUAUGACAAUAAGUACAUAUGACAUAUGUUCUCCAUGGCUAGAAACUAAAAGCUGGUUCAUACUUCUUUACUCGACGUGCUGUAGUAUAAACCAGCCUUAAUACAAAAUGAACUAAAUAUAGAAAUAGAUAACAGAGAUCCAAAAUAUAUGUUUUUUUUAAUCAGUUUCUCUUUGUCAUAAAGAUGAUCCAGGAAACAUGGAUGAUUCAAAACAUGAGAGCUUAACAAAGACACCUGGUGUCACUAUCAAUCAACAAGAGCAGGAUUUUCCGGAGCCACAGCUCUCAGACCCUAGUCCUCAAAUCUUGGGGGAAAUGGGAACCAAGGACAAUGUUGGUAUGGACAGCAAAGAAGAGCCAUUCUUUUUUUGGGGUUGAUUACCAGGCUACUGAAAUCAUAAACAAUGAGAGUGAAUUCAGUGACCCACAAGCUACUCCAACAGGGACACCUGAAUUAACAGUUGUGUUAAUUGGCGACACUGGCUCUGUAGAGAUGAACUCUCAGAAUCUACUCCUCACACAUGACAGACAGUUAACCCCUAUGGCAGCGGCUGGGUGCUCACAUACUGCACUGCGACUGUAUGAUUUGUGUGGCCGUCAUGUCUCUAUUAUCAAUAUGCUGGGCUUACAGACCACAGAACGGGUUGACCAGGUGUCAUUAGAGAGUUACCUUGGUCAGGUCGCUCAUGAGCAAGGAAUCCAUGCCUUCCUUUUACUCUCAACGCUGAGUCAGCAUAUUGAUUCUCUCAGGAGAGGAGCACAGUGGCUCAAAAGAAAGCUGGGAGAAAAAUCUCUUGCCUUUGUCAUUCCUGUUUUUACCUGUGAUAAUCAGCAAGACUGCAUCAGUGUGUUGGAUGAAUUGAGAGCCCACAGUGACUUAAAGCAUCUGAUAGAGACAUGCAGAGAUAGAUAUCACACCUGCCAACGGGGCAUGAAUGAUCCCUUAGAGAUGGAGUCAUUGCUAGACAAAAUAAACCUUAUGGUCUCUGAAACCCCCCCCGGCUGCUACAGUGGAGAAAUGUUUGAUGAAGUGAGCAGGCAGACAACGGAACAAGAAGAGAGAGAUGAAUCAGGUGACAUGAAUGAAGAGGCUGUUGACAUCAGUGACAAGGGAAAAGAAACACCACAAAUGGAGGACACUUCAGGUGACAUGGUUGACUCAGAGAAGGAACGACUAGCAAACAUAGAGACACUGAUGGACAGACUUCAACUACAACACAAACAUGAAUAUAAGUUGACAACAGCUGACUUCCUCAACAUUGGCCCAUCCUCAAAACACCAACAUGAGACCAAGUCAGAGAAGGACUUAGCGCAUACCUUCCUGCAGAAGUUGUUUCUGUUAGACUACAGAGCCAGAUACAUUCCUGUUAAAAAAGACGAAAGUGAGAUGAAGUCCAUAAAUCAUACUUUAACUGCUGAUAGAGAUACAAAUGUGUAUGAUGCUCUUUUCAGUGAGAGAGAACAAAGUGACUCUACAGACAAACACUCCCAUGUUCACCCAAUAGAUGUCCAGAUGGCUGUAUUUCACUGCUCUGACAGUUUCCUUAGACAAUACAUGGUCACUAAACUCUCAGCAUGUCAGUAUGCCUUGCCUUUGCUUGUUCCUGACCUAUUCACACAGGAGAUUGAGUUUCCCCUUUGGACAUUCAGGCAGAUUGGAAAAAGCUGGAAAUCAACAAGCAAAUUAAAUGGGAUCACUAGCAAAAGUAUGCCCAUAUAUAAAGCACAGACCCCAAUGAUCGCAUUCUUUCGACUUGGAUCUGUGUCUUCAUCAAAGUCUCAGCUGAUGAACAACUUGAUAAACCAGCGUCACAGCACAUUUUUCCAUAGAGACUGCCCUGGCAGCACCAAAACCCGCAUUCUAAUGGACGGUGUGGCAGAAAUCGCUUGGUACUAUCCUGCUGGAAAGACCGAUGAUGCUUUUACUGACUGUGUUGCAUUCUGUAAUCUACGUGGCGAUGCUGUUGUCCAUGAAAAGCAACGGGACUUUUUGACUGAAUACUCCUCAGUCAAUGUUGUUCUUUUACCAAGUCUUGGUAAAGAUGACAAAAGGGUAGCCAUUGUGCAAGAUCUUGUCAUGUCUCCUAAACCUCUCAUCUGUCUCCUCACUGAUGAUGACUUUGUUGCUUCUGAGUUCAAACCUGGAAAAUACAGAAUUGGUUUGAGAGACAGAAAUCAGUCAGAGGUAUCUGAAGAACUGACGGAUAUUAUCCGCAAGACUCUUUCCCCACUGUUUUUAACCUUCAAUCUUGAAGAAGUGGCAAAACAGUCAGGAUUUAGGCUAGAUGAAAAUGAUCACGUUUGCCAAACAGGAAAAAAUGCAGCUUUGGAGAUUAAGGAUCUGCUUAAGGUUAAGGCACUCUCUGAAAUUAAAGACACAUUCCUUCCAUGUCAAGAUAGAUUGUGGCAUGACUGGUGUAGAAAGAACAAAGACCUUUAUCGCCUUCAGGGAAACGUUGAGAUGGAAAAAAGCAAAAAACAUAAUGAAUUGAACAAAAUUCGAUACCAACAACAAGACGUAUCCUUCAGUGAACUGAUGAAGUUGUUUCUCACAAACUUGCGCUCUCUGGGAUCAGAAGAGAGAAAGUAUUUCCUGAAAUGGAUAAUGAUCUUGUUGGACGAUCUCUCCACAAAUGAGCUUUCAGAGCUUCAUCAUAGAUACGAUGAAAAGUGGUCAGAGGUAUUGGCCUUAAAAAAGAAACAUGACAAAUCAGUACAACUCAAAAAAAAGCAAUUGGAAUUGGAAGAAAUAUCUGAGAAGCUGCAAUCGGCAACUGUUGGCUUUGAGCAUAUCUGGCGGGAAGUGGGACAAAUUUACGAAGCACAUGUGUCUGUUCCAAGAGGGCGAAUAGCUGAUAUUAACUUCUCUUACCUUCCUGAGAUGGCUGCAGAUCUUAUGAUAUCUGGACAUCCAAUGGAGCUGAUGGAUGGUGAUGCAGGUCAUGUGCCUUUGACAUGGAUCAAGAGUGUUUUGGAUGAGGUCAUUAGGAAAGUAAAUGAUCCCAGAGUCUUUGUUCUGUCUAUCUUAGGAAUCCAAAGCACUGGGAAAUCUACAAUGCUGAAUGCAAUGUUCGGACUGCAAUUUGCCGUUAGUGCUGGAAGGUGCACCAGAGGUGCUUUCAUGCAGCUUGUGAGGUUAACAAAAGAGAUGAAAAAAGACUUUCCAUUUGAUUAUGUUCUUGUUAUUGACACUGAAGGACUCAGGGCUCUCGAACUUGCAGGAAAGGCAACCGUUCACCAUGACAAUGAGCUGGCAACAUUUGUGAUUGGCCUUGGAAACAUGACCGUGAUUAACAUCUUUGGAGAGAACCCAGCAGAGAUGCAGGACAUCCUACAGAUUGCUGUCCAGGCCUUCAUGAGGAUGAAGAAGGUCAGAUUCUCUCCAAGCUGUGUGUUUGUGCAUCAGAACGUCGGAGACAUCACUGCUGGAGAGAAAAACAUGGAAGGCAAAAGGCGCCUACAGGAGAAACUGGAUGAGAUGACUCAGUUGGCAGCCAAAGAAGAGGGGUGUGAUGCAGAGUGCUUCAGUGAAAUCAUUACCUUUGACAUAAAAAGAGACGUUAAAUAUUUUUCCCAGCUUUGGGAGGGCAGCCCACCAAUGGCUCCACCCAAUCCACGUUACAGUGAAAAUGUACAGGAGUUGAAGAACAUGAUUCUGUCCAAAACUUCAAAGUCAACUGUCAUGAAGUUAUCAGCAUUCCAGACCCGAGUUGAAGAUCUUUGGAAUGCACUGCUGAAUGAAAAUUUUGUUUUUAGUUUCAAAAACACACUUGAAAUCGCAGUGUAUCGAAAACUUGAGGUUCAGUAUAGAAAAUGGACUUGGGCACUCAGGAGUGCAAUGCUGACCAUUGAAAACCAACUUCACAACAGAAUUGAAAAUGGAGAGCUCCACAAAGUUGAUCAAUCUUACCUUGUAGCAAAAAUGAGGAAGACUUGUGACAAAGUGCAAGAAGCCAUGAAAAAGCACUUUGAGGAGGAGACAGAUAAAGACAUAUUGGUUCAGUGGCAAGGAAGAUUUGAAUGCAAAAUAGGUGAGCUUCGUGAAGAACUUGUGAGGGGGUCCAAAAAGAAGUUGGAGGAGGUAAUUCAGCAGAGGGAGGCCCGCCACAAGCUGGAUGAAAAAAAUAAACUGUAUGAAGACAAACUCUUUCAAAAGAGCAAAGAGGUCGCAUUGAAACUGAAAGACGAGGCAAUGGAUGAAGAUCAACUUCAAAAGGAGUUCAGCAGUGUUUGGGAAGAGUGGGUGGUUGAAUUAACUAAAGACACCCCUGCCAUCAAGGAUAUUGACAUAGCUGAAAGAAUAAUUCAUGUUCUUGUAGAGAUUGGUAAUGAACCUGCUCUUGUACAUGAGCGUAAGACAAGCAAAUCAUACUUAGACUUAUGUAAGUUGGGAAAUUAUUCUGAAUACAUCUUCUUCCCUAAAGAGGAAAUUAAAAUGGAAAAAGAGCAUAGGCCAUCCUACAAAACCAGUCUAUGGGGUACUUUCAAAACACUUUUGGGAAUUAAUUCUUCAAGAAAUAAGACAAUGGAAAACCAAAACCAUCUGACAUAUUCAGAAGGAGAGCAGCUAACAACCUUUAUCGAAGAUGUUGUCAAAGAAACAAAAAACAUGAUAGAGGAGGCGCCCACAGCCACAAGAGGCUACCAUGACAGUUAUUUGCCGAACAUAGCUGUUCAUGUCCAAACAAGAGUGGAAGAUUUUCAUUCUAAGAAAAAGAACUAUGCUCUCAAAAAGACAUUCACUGUGGAUCUGUUACUCCGUGCAUGUGAGCAUGCAGAACAUUUUCUGUCAAAGUCCUACAGGGAAUUCAAAAACAAUAAUGAUGCACUUACUUACUUGGGCAGAAAAAAAACACAGUACUACAUGAUUUUCAAAAGAUUUUAUGAAGGUGCAACAUCUGUGAUUGUCCUUGGUGAAAUGAUUUGCAAUCAAUUGAAAGCAUCCAUGGUUCAAGCCAUCUAUGACAAAACAGCCAUUGAUUUGGCUGAAGAGAUGCAAAGCAGUUACCCACCAUUCAGUGGGAACAGGUCUAACUUAGAGAAACACAUCCUGAUGUCGCUGGCGGAGAAGGAAAACUUUGACAGUUACAUCACCUACAUUAAGAGUCCAAAGAUACACUUUGAGUCCUUUAUAAGGGAGACUGUAAACAAGUACAUAUUCUCAGAAAAUAAUGUAAAAACUCUUAGCAUUAUCAAAGAUAAUAUAAAAUCCAAAGAACGUUGUGUAAACCAGGCUGUGCACAGAGCAACUGAAACUGUCAAAACUAAUCAAGGUGACAGGAGAAUGUGGUUGAAAGAAUUUUCCAAUCAUCUGAAAGAUGAGCUGAAAUUUGAGAACAACAGAUAUGAAGAUCUUGAUGCCAUUAAUGAAUUUGACCUUCUUGAAGAGGUGGUAAAAGAAAGUCUUAAAAGCAAAGUCGAGGAGAUAAACCAAGGCUUCAGUGACGUGUCUCUACUCAAAAUGGAGAACUUUCGGGAGAGGCCAGAUGAUAUUCUGAUCAAGCACUUCUGUGAUUGCUGCUGGGUACAGUGUCCCUUCUGCAAGGCCAUCUGCACCAACACCAUGAGUGAGCAUCAGGGGGUAGAUCACAGUGUCUCUUUCCAUCGCCCCGAUGGACUCGCUGGAUGGCACUUCGAAGGCACAGUACAACUUUGUACCAGUUUCUGCACAUCUUCAGUUGCAAGUGAUGGUAAUUUUCUACCAAACUAUGACUCAGAUGAGUCAAUUCCUUUUAAACAGUAUAGAACUGGUGGUCCAAGGUACGCUGACUGGAGCAUCACCUCUGACCUUUCUGAACUGCCAUACUGGAAGUGGUUUGUGUGUCGAUUUCAAAAAGACCUGGAAAACUACUAUGGAAAGAAAUUUCAGGGCUGGGGUGAAAUUCCAAAUGAAUGGAGGACGAACACUAGAGACCAAGCUAUUGAAAGCUUGAAUAAAAUCUAAACAAAGAUGUAACCUCUGUGUUGAGACUGACACCCCAACAUUUAUUCAAGAAAAACUCAAUGUUAAUAUGAACCAAAUUAAUCUGGGAUGAUACAUAGAAACUUCCUUUCUAUUUACAUACAAAUUAUAUAUAUUUGCUCUCUUUACAUUUUUUGUACAUGGCAUACACAAGUCACAGACUGCAGGGUAACAAAAUCCAUUAAGUAAAAAUGUAUAUAAACAGUAUGGACGUUUGGUGAAAAAAUACCAUUACAAUACAAUAUAUGUUGUUAUACCAUUUGUUUAAUAGAAAUGUCUGCAAUAGCAUGUUUCUAAAUAUUUUAAGUGAAUUCAUUUAUGAAGUAUUCCUUGGAAAGACUAUAGAACUCCUGGUCCAAUGCUGACUCCCCAGUAUGUAAUAUAGAGUGACUGUAUGAUCAAAUAUAAGAUACGCAAAUUUUACAUUAUUCUCUAAACGUGGUGAGCAAUGAUCUAAAUAUUUCAUGUGACUUGAUUUAUGAUAAGGCUAAUAUUUUCCAAAUUGACAAAUGAGAGUGUUCCUUGGAAACCAAGGAACUCCAACGUAUGCUGAGUGGACCAUCACCGCUGAUAUAUCUGAACUUCUGUUCUUGAAAAGUAGAAAUACUAUUUAUAUUCACAUAAAGAAUGUUAUGUAAUUUCCUCUUUUGGUCCUGUUUGUGUUGCAUUGAGAGUCCUUCAUCAAUGGGUAAUAAAGUCCAGAGUGAAAGGAAGGUUACAUGGAUGAUAUAUUUGAAACUUAGUUAAUAUCUAGGGGGAAAUACAACAUUGCAAUGAAGAUUGGUUGUUAUUGACUUUUGUUUUAUUGAAAUUGUAAAAAUAACAUGUCUCUAAAUAUUUCAUGUGAAUUGAUUCAUGAUGUGGGUCGUCUUGUCAAAAUUGUUAUAAACCCUGAACUAUUUGAAUAAAC
Molecule: messenger RNA, 8056 nt
Organism: Hypomesus transpacificus
Lineage: Eukaryota; Metazoa; Chordata; Actinopteri; Osmeriformes; Osmeridae
Product: interferon-induced very large GTPase 1-like
Exons: 5
Coding region: 1516-7128 (1870 amino acids)
Molecular function (GO): GTP binding
Source: RefSeq, a predicted model, not a curated record